Messenger RNA from Gadus morhua (Atlantic cod), 3489 nucleotides. It is a transcript of the gene inpp5ja, whose product is annotated as inositol polyphosphate-5-phosphatase Ja. The coding region runs from base 857 to 3151 and encodes 764 amino acids. Gene Ontology annotation, molecular function: phosphatidylinositol-4,5-bisphosphate 5-phosphatase activity; phosphatidylinositol-3,4,5-trisphosphate 5-phosphatase activity. The transcript has 13 exons. Gene Ontology annotation, cellular component: cytoplasm; plasma membrane; ruffle. The record is from RefSeq and is a predicted model, not a curated record. Lineage: Eukaryota; Metazoa; Chordata; Actinopteri; Gadiformes; Gadidae. Gene Ontology annotation, biological process: phosphatidylinositol dephosphorylation; negative regulation of peptidyl-serine phosphorylation.
CAAGGCUUUGUGAGUAUGAGGCGGUAGUCCCGCCACUAUAUCUCCAGCGUGGGCCUAUAGUGGCUGUUUCUGUGGUUGGUGACUUUCAAUGAGAUGCAUUAACUGAGUGCAUUGUAGCACACGUGCGGGGACAGAUUGACGUUUAAUUCUUGACGCGCAUCGAGGAUUAUUGCGUCAUUGAUUAGACUUAUAGUUAUUUAUAGAAAAAAAAAAACACCCAUGCUUGGGACUACGAUCAGUGAGUGUGCACCUUUCCGUCUGGUCCCACUUCUGUCGCGGGCUCGUGAAGAGGAGAGGUGUAGUCUGAUGGCAGACCGGUCGGAACUGCAUGGAGGUGCACGACUACCACAGACGGACUAGUGCACCGUUUACCCCUUUAAGCUCUCCGUGAUGGCUCAUCACUUUGACAAAUGAGAGGAGCCGUUUCAUACUCAGACGCCACCGAUAUCAAACAUCUACUACUCCAUGGACCUAGAGAAGUCAAACGCUACCUCCUCCUCUUCAUCCUCCUCCUCUUCCUCCCAUGACACUUACCCCUUACGGGAUGCGAUUUAUCAGGACGUGACAGAGAUCCGCUGUCCAUGGUACCGGUGUUCAUCUGUCCUUCGAGGUGAUUGACUCGAGAGGGAAAUCUCUCUCUCCCCCAUCCCUCUCUCCCCCAUCCCUCUCUCUCUCUUCUCGACCUUGUUCUCUCGUCUCUACCACCACAGCAGUUUGUCCUUUCGAGAAACGAGGAAAAACACAACAAGGGGAAAGUGAUGCUUCGCUACACGUGAAUCUCAGUCGGUAUCACUUUGCGGUUCACCUUGGGAAACGCGUGGAAGAGCUCUCUGUGCAGUGCAGGCGGACGCAGGACAUGCAGCAGAAGCAGGGAACCCUGGAGCCCGCCGGGCCCCUAGACUCUGGGCCCCACCCUUUCCGCCCGUCAGAUGAACGUCACAAAACCGUGUGCCAGGACCCGCCACGGGGCCCCGGGCCCUCAGGGGCCCUCAAGGGGCGGUCGACCUAUGGGACGCGUCAACACCCAGAACCGCCCCCCGACCCCGGGCCCGCCUGGACGCCGGCGCCGCUCGCGAGCAUCAGCCGGCCGAGACCCACCACCCUGGGGGCCAAGGUGAAGCCGUGCCGGGGGCCCGAAGUCCGCUCCCGGGAGAAGGACCCCUGCAACCCCCUCUGCAUCACGGUGCCCCAGGGGGCCAGAUGCCUCUCCUCAUCCCCCACCAGCGAGCCCUCACGGACUCAACACAGCCCCCACAGCCCCCGUAGCCCCCAAACCUGUGCCUCCAACCACCAGCCAAGCCCCCCCACCCUGCCUCCCCCCAGAUCAGGGCCGGGGCCGGGGCCCCAACCCGACAACAAGACCCCUGGAGGAUCAACCCCGGCAGGAGAGACCAAUGACUUCAGGGUGUAUAUAGUCACAUGGAACGUGGGUUCAGCCGUCCCUCCAGUCGACAUCACCUCUCUCUUCGGCCGGGAUGUGGUGGAUGGAACUAUAGACAUGUUCAUCAUCGGGUUACAGGAAGUGAACUCCAUGAUUAACAAGCGGCUUAAAGAUGCUCUCUUCACCGACCAGUGGAGCGAGCUCUUCAUGGAAACUCUGGGUCCCUUUGGCUACGUGUUGGUGGCGUCCCAGCGCAUGCAAGGGGUUCUACUGCUGGCCUUCUCCAAGUUCUCACACCUGCCGUUCCUACGAGAUGUGCAGACAGAGAAAACACGCACGGGACUGGGUGGCUGCUGGGGUAAUAAAGGCGGUGUCAGCACCAGGAUGACCAUGUUUGGUCACCCCGUCUGUUUCCUCAACUGCCACCUGCCAGCUCACAUGAGGAAUCUGGACCAGCGCAUGGAGGACUUUGAGAGCAUUCUGCAGCAGCAGCAGUUUGAGGGCGGCACCGCCACCGGCGUGCUGGACCACGAUGUGGUGUUCUGGUUUGGGGACCUGAACUUCCGUAUCGAGGACUAUGACAUCCAUGUGGUGAAGUGUGCCGUCGACAGCCAUAAACUGCCUCUGCUGUGGGAGAGGGACCAGCUUAACAUGGCUAAAAACACAGCACUAAUCUUGGACGGCUUCACGGAGGGCCCGCUCAACUUUCCCCCUACGUACAAGUUUGAUGUGGGCACUCACACGUAUGACACAAGUGCCAAGAAGCGGAAACCUGCCUGGACCGACCGGAUUCUGUGGCGCCUCCGCCGCACCGGCUCCUCGGUCCCCAACCACAGCGCCGCUCUGCGUCGCGGCCUGACCUCAUGGCUCGGCGGCACCACCAAGGUGACGCAGCACGAGUACCGCAGCCACAUGGACUACACCGUCAGCGACCAUAAGCCAGUGUCCGCCAUCUUUUCCCUUCACUUCCCCUUCAAGGUGGACAUCCCACUGGUACAACUGCAGGUGGAGAAGGAAUGGUGCAGCGUAUCGGACGCUACUGUCCGGUUCAGCGUAGCGUCUAGCUACCAGCGCAGCUCAUGGGAUUGGGUGGCGCUUUACAAGGUUGGAUUCAGACAUCAUAAGGAUUAUGUAGCCUUCAUCUGGGCCAAGGGAGAGCAUGUUGCACAGGUCACCUUUCCGGAAGAAGACAUUCCGAGAGAAGAUGGAGAAUACAUUUUGGGUUACUACAGUAACAACAUGAACACCAUCGUAGGAAUGGCAGGGCCAAUCCAGCUCCGAGUCCCCGUGCACAGUCCCACCUCGGGUGGGGCCGAGAGCUCAGACGUCAGCUCCGAGGACGACAGCACCCUGGUCCUGCUGAGUGUUUCCUCUCGCAGCCCCAGCCCUAAAAACGGAGGCAAACACCACCACCAGCGCCGCAGCAGCCGGCGUAGCCGCAGCCCCGCCGUCCCCUCCAACCCGCUGCCCUCCCUCCAGGGCCUGAGCCUCUCUCCGAGGCCCAAAGACCCCCUGAGCGGCAGCCGCUCGCCGGGCUCCGCCGGCAAGAAGGAGCGGCUGGUCUCCCCGGACACGCUGCCCUCGCCCUCCCUCAGCCCCCUCAGCCCCCGGAGCCCCAUCAGCCCCAGGAGCCCUGGCGGCACGGUGACCGUGCCCGAGGCCUUGGUGGCGGCCAUCCUGGGGGAGCACCGGCCUGGUCCGGCCUCCAGCCCUCUGGGGGGGGGCGCCAAGCGGACAGGGAAACACACACACGGUGAUGUGGGUGUGUAGUGUGAGUGGCGGUGUGUGUUUUAUUCGGGGCUUUGGAUACUCUUUCAGUACACAGCAGUUAGGGCAAUGAGCGGUGGACUGUUCAGAGGCUGGCUUGAGCCACACUGUAGCUGUGCUGCAGACUCAAGUUGAGGCACAGAUAGGAGCUAUAUUUUAGUAUGCAACAUUGUAGCCUUGUAGCAUAAUACUCAUCCCUGUCUCGUCAUCUGGGCUCCAUUUCAUACUUUAUGUACUUUGGAGUCUGUAUGUAUGUAUGUAUGUAUGUAUGUAUGUAUGUAUGUAUGUAUGUAUGUAUGUAUGUAUGUAUGUAUGUAUUUAUGUGUGUAUGUAUUAGUGUA